Leptopilina boulardi is the source of this 881-nucleotide messenger RNA. RefSeq names its product serine protease 55-like. The record is from RefSeq and is a predicted model, not a curated record. Gene Ontology annotation, biological process: proteolysis. The transcript is spliced from 6 exons. Lineage: Eukaryota; Metazoa; Arthropoda; Insecta; Hymenoptera; Figitidae. The coding region runs from base 49 to 873 and encodes 274 amino acids. Gene Ontology annotation, molecular function: serine-type endopeptidase activity.
UACCAAUAUAUCAUUAUCAUAAUUAGUGCGUCUUUUUAAAAUAGUGCCAUGAAGUUGAUUUAUUUUUUUCUCCUUUUUUUCAUAUUUGAUGAAUCCAUGGCAUUUCCAUCAGAAAACAUCUCUUGUGAUAAUAAAAAAAGAGAAGCGCCUUAUCAAUACGUGACUAUAGAAGAAACACCAUUUGUGGCUGUUGUUACAGUACGUAGAUUUAAAAAUUGUAAUAUUCAAGAUAAAUAUUGUGGUGCUACUAUUUUGUCUAAUUAUUGGAUUCUCUCUUCAGCCGAAUGCUUUAAUAUAGAUGAAAAUUAUGACGAGGAACUUGAUUACUAUUGUCCUAGGGAUAUUUUUGUUGCCACUAAAGUGGACGCUAUCCCUCCCGAUACUGAUAUAGUAACUCAUGAAAUUGAAAAAGUUCUUCUAGGAAAUAAUAGCAUCAGUGUUUUUUCUGAAAAUAUAGCUUUAAUAAAAUUGAAAAAACCUAUUGAUUUUGACGAGUCACAAAGGCCAGUUCUAUUAGCAAAACCAACAGACAAGCCAGGAGACAAAAAUUGCCUUGAAUUAACUGGAUUCAAAUUAAACAAAAAGAUUGAAACGGAAAAUUUGGGAAGUGCUUUUAUUUCAAUAACCAACUCAUGUUAUGAUAAAUUUCCAGAAAUUAUAAAUGAUUGCUUCUGUACAACUGAAUAUAAUUAUUAUGUAAAUGAAAAUUAUUCACAUUUUCUUCCAGGUACAUCUGUUAUGUUUAACAAUAAAUUAGUUGGUUUUGAUCCAAAUUCUGUGACGUUUACUAAUUUGAGUAACAAUAUUACUUAUGCAAUAUUUAUCAACACGGCUGAUAUGUAUGAUUGGAUAAUAAAAACAAUAAAAAAUUAAAAUACAUA